Messenger RNA from Stylophora pistillata, 875 nucleotides. Its product is annotated as ubiquitin-conjugating enzyme E2 C. The record is from RefSeq and is a predicted model, not a curated record. NCBI's taxonomy places the organism in Eukaryota, Metazoa, Cnidaria, Anthozoa, Scleractinia, Pocilloporidae.
ACGAUAGGCCGUUUUAUCUCGAAGACGUAACAUAUCGAAGGUUUCAUCAAGUUAAAGUCAUUCUGUUUUUCACAAAGUAAUGGCUUGCGAGGGACAAGUUUGGAGCAGGCUAUUACUGGAUCUCAAAGAACUUGCUGAUCAUCCAGACAGUCUUAUCUCGGCAUUUCCUUCUGGAGAUAGCAUUUUGGAGUGGAUUGCAACAAUUCAAGGAGGAAAAGAUACGGUCUACGAUGGGAAAAAGUACAAACUAACCUUUGAAUUUCCAAGCACAUAUCCUCACAAACCUCCUGUAGUCAAAUUCAAGACGCCAUGUUAUCACCCUAAUGUGGACGACAAAGGAAACAUCUGCCUAGACAUUCUAAAGGAUAAAUGGACAUCUGCAUAUGGCGUUAGAAGCAUAUUGCAUUCCAUUCAAGCAUUAUUAGGAGCACCAAACAAUGACAACCCACUUAAUGUUGAUGCAGCCCAAAAAUGGAAUAAUAAAGCUGUUUUCAAAGAUAAAAUGAGGGAAUUCGAGAGCAAGUACCCCAUCACUGAGUAACCUCGUGGCAAUUAAUUGUUAGUUAGGCGAAGAAGUGAUUAAUUUGAAGUGAAAUAAUUUAUGUUUGAAAAGCAUGUUGCUAUGUUUAAGUGGAAUAUAAUUAUUUCGGGAAAACUUCAGACGCAUAAAAUUCUGUUUCUCUUUGCUUUUAAUGUACUGGCUUGCGGUCUUAAAAUUUGUUGUGCAAGUAAAGUUUUUAGAUUUCUGUACUCUUGGUUUGGUUAUGACCUUGCAGAAAACUUUAUCUUCUAGCUUGUCAAAUAUUGUAAAUACAUGUACAGCAUAAUUUCAAAUUGAAAAUAAAGGCUUUGUGUUUCUGGAUUUGACUUUUUAA